AUGUUGCUGCAGGUUGGAAGGCCUGUAAUCUAUGGCCUUGCAGCAAAAGGAGAACGCGGCGUGAGACAGGUUAUCGAAAUGCUGAAAGAUGAGUUUGAGCUCACUAUGGCCCUCUGUGGCUGCCCUGGUGUUAUGGAUAUUACCAGGAGCCAUGUGAGAACAGAAUGUGAUAAACUCCACUCCAUGCUUUAA
This is a messenger RNA of Prunus armeniaca (apricot), 192 nucleotides long. Lineage: Eukaryota; Viridiplantae; Streptophyta; Magnoliopsida; Rosales; Rosaceae. The record is from the annotation of a GenBank genome assembly.